AUGACCGCAGUCAGCCACUGGCCAGGAUCUUUCCGAACCGCGGAUCCGAAAGGCCGAGAAACCCCCUUGCUAUCCAUCGUGGAUGCAUGGUCUCUACUGCUUUCUCGGCUCAAACAGACCUCGGAGACCAUCAAGCAGAGGUUCGACGAGCGUUCGCGGGUCGGAGAAAAAAAAGAUAUUCGAGCCGAUGAAUGGUGCACUUCGAUCUUCCUCGAGGCCUAUACACGCCUGCUCAAGUUGACAACCGAGUUCGAGAUGCAGCUGGCCAUUACCAAAACUGAAGGCCAGUCGGCAUCCGCCAAUACGCCGGCCUCUUCGUUCUCCUUAACUGUCUGGCAGAUUGAGGAGCGGUACAGAGCCUUGAUCCAGCUGCAGUCUUUUGUUGGGUCGCUCUUCGAGAGGGCCACCCCUUCCUACGACCAGUCCAAGGUCUUCUGGUGGUUUGAUCCAUCUUACUACCAGUCCACUGGCAUCAACUAUGACCGCUUUGGGUCACCGGACGUACGAGACUUUGAGAAGAGACUGCUGGACGCGCUGCAACUGGGCAACCAGCAACCGGUCAAGCUGGCUCUCACGUCCAGCGGAAUGUCCGCCUUUUCAGUUUUGCAGCAGUACGUGCUGCAAGAGGUAGUCAAAGCGGGCGACACGAUCGUGGUGUCGCCCUAUAUCUACUUCGAGUCGUUUCAGCACCUCCGGCCACUGUCUCACGUGCAAGUCGUGAACUCCGAGACAUUCGAGGCCGAGGAUAUCAUCGCUACCGCAGAAAGGCACAACGCCAAGGUAGUGUAUGUGGAUCCGAUGGUGAACACGGUUGGAUUGGAGACCACCGAUCUCCGCAAAUUCGCGCAGAUGGUCUCCUCCCGAGACGGUUGGUCAGAUCGUCAUGUCAUCAUCGACGGAACCCUCGUUUCCGGCGGCAUGGAGGUGUACAACUGGUUUCACGGCCCUCACGCCCCGCAAGUUCUCUAUUAUGAAAGCGCCCACAAGUACAUCCAGAUGGGCAUGGAUGUGAUUAUGUGCGGCUUCACUGUAUAUCCGGAGGCCUUGGAUUCCACCAUGUCGCUCAUUCGACAGAAUACGGGCAGCGUGCUCUACUCCCGCAUGGUCACAGUCCUCCCCCCUAUCGACAGUACGGUGCACCAGUCCCGUAUGAGCUGGAUCACCACCAAUGCAGAGAAGCUGUAUCUGAUCCUGGAGAAGCGGAACAUCGGGGUGGCCGAGUUCAUGUUCCCGACCCAUUGGCGGCGGAUGGGCUGGCGGCAUGGAGGCAACGUGGUUACCAUUCGGUUCUACGGCGAGGGGAUGAACAAGAGACCCAGUCUGGAGGCCUGCUCGGACCUGAUUCUGCGGGCUGCCGAGGAGGAGGGGGUUGCAAUGACCAAGGGCGCCGGGCUAGGCUUCUCGAUCACCCGCAUCUAUGAAUCACUCGCCUUCAUCAAGAAUGUGGAUCCGUAUCUCCGCGUCUCCGUCGGGGUGGAUCCUAAGGACGUGGAGCCUGUGGCAAGGGCUAUCUUGAAAGGGGUGGAAAGACAUUGCCGCCUGUAUCAUCCUCCCAUGGUGCAUCUCAAAUCCAAGGCCAAUGGCAAUGGGAUCCCUGCUAAUGGCAACGGUUUCCCUGCUAAUGGCAACGGUUUCCCUGCGAAUGGCAACGGUUUCCCUGCGAAUGGCAACGGUUUCCCUGCGAAUGGCAACGGCACGAUUGUUCGAUUCAAUGGGUUUCCUCCCAAGGUUGAGAUCUAG
This is a messenger RNA of Aspergillus heteromorphus CBS 117.55, 1740 nucleotides long. RefSeq lists its product as uncharacterized. NCBI's taxonomy places the organism in Eukaryota, Fungi, Ascomycota, Eurotiomycetes, Eurotiales, Aspergillaceae. The record is from RefSeq and is a predicted model, not a curated record. Gene Ontology annotation, cellular component: cytoplasm. The transcript has a single exon. Gene Ontology annotation, molecular function: pyridoxal phosphate binding; carbon-sulfur lyase activity. Gene Ontology annotation, biological process: transsulfuration. Bases 1 to 1740 code for a protein of 579 amino acids.